Callorhinchus milii (elephant shark) is the source of this 1748-nucleotide messenger RNA. RefSeq names its product protein FAM118A. The transcript has 10 exons. Lineage: Eukaryota; Metazoa; Chordata; Chondrichthyes; Chimaeriformes; Callorhinchidae. The coding region runs from base 37 to 1233 and encodes 398 amino acids. The record is from RefSeq and is a predicted model, not a curated record.
GGAGGGCAGAGGAGGAACAACAGCAACGACAUAACCAUGGCAACCGCCCUCUCCCUGCGUGAAGCUUCAUGCCAGGCUUUUGGGGCCGAGUCGGAACUUUUGUGCGGGGAAGAGACCGCGGACGGCUUUAUGGCACACAUGGAUUCACUAACUCCUUCCUCAAGGAGUGAGCGGAAAUCCAGGAAGUUUCUAAAAAGUUUAACCCGAAAAGAGCCUUUUGAUUUGCUCUUGGUGAUUGGAACGGGAGUGAGUGCUGCUGUUGCUCCCUAUGUAUCUGCUCUGCGUUCGUGGCGAAGUUGUAUUGAAGCAGUCAUUGAAGCAGCUGACGAUCUGGAGGUGCUUCAUCCAUGUGAUGUUGCAGAGUUCCGCAAAAAAGCAAAAGGAGACCGUGAUCUUCUUGUUGUUGCACAUGAUCUGAUAAGAAAAAUGUCACCACGCACUGGUGAUACCAAGCCCAAUUUCUUCCAGGAUUGCCUCAUGGAAGUUUUCGAAAAUCUGGAUCAGCACAUUCAGAACCCAAUGCUCUUAGAUGCGAUUCUCCAACUAAUGGAGGGCGGAACAAUGGUCCUCACCACCAACUAUGACAACCUGCUUGAGAUCUUUGGUCUUCAGCGAGGCAAACCUAUGGAAUCUGUAGAUCUGAAGGAGAAAGAAAAGGUGGUUCAGUGGGCGAGAGGUCUCCAGAAAUACAGUGUACUUCACAUACACGGACUGUACACUGAUCCCUGUGGACUGGUCUUGGAUCCAUCAGGAUACAAAGAUGUAAUGCAGGAUCAAGAUCUGAUGGAUGAAUUUCAGAACCUGUACCGCACCAAAUCCUUUGUGUUUCUGGGUUGUGGGGAAACUCUACGUGAUCAGAUCUUCCAGGCACUUUUUCUAUAUACUGUUCCAAAUAAGAUGGAUCUGGAACACUACAUGCUGGUGCGAAAGGAUAGUGAGGACUAUUUCUUCAAACUGCAAGCAGAGAUGCUACUGCAUGGGAUAAAGGUAGUGUCUUACGGAGACCAGUUUCAUCACAUGCCUGAAUAUUUUCGGGAUUUGGUGGCACUGAUUUGUAAGCAGCGAAUUCCAGAUGGUAUCUCAGUGGACAGCACAAACUUUCUAUUAGAUCGUGGCCCGGGGAAGACUCCAACUGGUGUCAUUACUGCAGCUCUGCAAAGUGGAGGUGGGCUGCGGAACAUCCUGUUCAGACUGUGCAAAGAGAAGACAAGAAGAAAAUGGAUGUGCAGUUGAGAAAAAGGCCAGAAAAGCAAAUGAUGCCGAAUCUGGAGCAACAUAGAUCAUAUGAAUAAAGCACCUUCACCAAAGUGCCAUAUACCAAUCCAUGAUGCCAGACGGACCAAAAAGUGAUCUUUAUUCAUACCAGCACUAGUUGAUUUGGUAACUUUCCUUAGAAUAAGAACUUGCAAGCAAUUUUUGCAGUGCUAAAUGUGAAUCAGUGGCUCUCCUGGCCACAUGGACUUAACUGGUCAUUGUGGUGCCUCAGGGAAAAGACAGGGGAUGUUGGAGCAAAUGGCUGUGAUGUGCUCACACUUUCCAAAUGGAACUGUCUGAAAAAUAUCCUGGUGUCGUGCAGUUUUUUUUUCAUUUUCUUACAUUGCUAAACAUGAUCAUUCUCAUUGUAUGACUGUCAGGUGGGUUGUUUUAUUUAAAAUUCUCCCCUGUAAUAUAUUAAGAAAUCAUUGCGGGAAACCAUGUAUUUCCAUAUUAAAUAUUUUACAUGGAUGGAAUAAAAAAUUGGCAGUGGG